GCGCACUUUCUCCGCGUCCCGGGGACAGGGGAACAACCGGCGCGCAGGCUGGGACGCACGCGGACCUUCUCCGCGUCCCGGGGAACAUCCCGAGCGCAGGCUGCACGAGGGACCCCAGGCAGGCGGCGGGUCUGCGAGCGCAGUGCGCGCCGUCGGGGACGCGGGAGCCGAGCGCCAUGGCCUUCCUGUGGCUGGCCUUGUGUCUCACGCCCGCGUGCUGUCUGCUGCACAAGGACGAAGAUCCCGAGUCGCCGAUUAAGAACCUGCGAAUGCAGCCGGAGACGAGAAGGUUGACCUGGGACCUGAGCGGAAACGUGUCUGAGAUCGGCUGUUUCAUCAACUCGAGGUUCAUCACUAAGGCCACCGACAAGCGUUACUGCGAGUUCCGCGUACUUUCCUCGUGUCAGGUGACGAAUUUCACGGUCGCCUCCACCGGAGACCCGCCGUUCUCCACGGGAAUCCUGUACCCCAGGCCAGAGGGCCACCCUGAGGCGGCGGCGCAGCGUCUGGGCUGCUGGGUGCACGACGUGGACUUCCUGACGUGCAGCUGGGAGGCGGGCCGCGCGGCCCCCGGGGACGUCCAGUAUCGCCUGUACUGGCAGGACCUCAAGACCUACGAGGAGGAGGAGUGUCCCCGGUACGGGGUGGACGAUCGGGGGACACACAUCCGGUGUCAUUUCGACGACGUGUCCCGGCUCAGGGAACACGUCCAGUUCCUGGUGAAGGGCACCAGCAAGGGCGCGAGGAUCCCGUGCUCGGACCUCACUGUGGAACUAGCAAGAAUCGAGAGAUUAAGUCUGCCCAACAUCACUGGAAUGUGUAAUACAUCCUAUUCAGUCAUGGAGUGGAAAAUGUCAAGCCACUUUAAUCACAGAUUUACAUACGAACUUGAAAUACAAAAGGGCUCAGAUCCCGCCUACACCGAGAAGGCGCCCGACAGCUACUUCGCGCUCCCCAACCCCGGAAACUACGCGGUGAGGCUGAGGGCGCACGCGCGCUUCCGCAAAACCUGGAGCGAGUGGAGCGCCGUCCGGCGCUUUGGACUGGGGUCCUUUCAAGAAGAGAAGUUGAGGACACAGACACGCACAGAGGGACGGCCAGAGUGCGACCUCGGGAAGGACACGCACUUCCGAGACUGGCUGACCUCCGCUCUGAUCCCGCUGGGCGCGCUGCUGGCCCUGGGGCUGGGGGUCGCGCUGUGCCAAAGGUACUCGGUGCUGCAGAAACUCUUUCCCCCGAUCCCGCACCUGAAGGACCCCAUCAAUGACACCCUGCACAGCAGCAAGUUGGUGGCCUGGGAGGCCAGCAGAGCAAGCCGGGAGGACUGCCAGGUGGCGGAGGUGCAGGUUCUGGGAGAAAUGUGACGCUGGGGCGCAGACCUCGUCCUUGACACGGGGGGGGGGGGGGGGGGGGGG
This is a messenger RNA of Neofelis nebulosa (Clouded leopard), 1415 nucleotides long. RefSeq names its product interleukin 3 receptor subunit alpha (gene IL3RA). NCBI's taxonomy places the organism in Eukaryota, Metazoa, Chordata, Mammalia, Carnivora, Felidae. The record is from RefSeq and is a predicted model, not a curated record. The coding region runs from base 177 to 1364 and encodes 395 amino acids. Gene Ontology annotation, cellular component: external side of plasma membrane; membrane. The transcript is spliced from 13 exons. Gene Ontology annotation, biological process: cytokine-mediated signaling pathway; immunoglobulin mediated immune response. Gene Ontology annotation, molecular function: protein binding; cytokine receptor activity.